AUGGGCGGAGGGCGUGCAAGGGUGUCGCUCUAAACAAACUAACAAAAAAAAAAGACGCAGCAUGUGCCUUUUUGAAAAAUUCCGGUGUGGUUCAGAAAUGAAACCAUGAAGUGUCACACAGUCAGAGAGGAAGCGACAGAGGGGAGAGGACGGGCCACGCAAAGAAAUGUCUAAAUACUUCACCAGACGAACGAUGGCUGCUCGUCUUUAAUGAGCUUCCUCCCGUUGGGUUACACGAUGGACUCCAACAUCAUGGAGACCGUAGAGGAAUUCAUGGCGAGUGCGUUGGCGCAAUGGGUUCAGCUCUUUGAGAAGAUGUUGGAGAGGGAGGACAGCGGGCCGCUUUACAGCCAGUACAUGGAAGUAAACUCAAUUUCCCAAAGUGCCAGGGAUCGUUACACGAGGCUGACCGAUGGGAUAUUCCUCAAUGAGAUCAUGAGGAUCAUAGACCCCAACCCCAAAGUGGAGCAGCUGUACGACAGCGAGACAGAUGACCGCAUGUCGAAAGUCCAGAACUUUUCAAUUUUAAACCGACACAUCAGAGCCUUCUACCAGGAGGACCUGCAGCAGUUGAUAUUGAUGCCCCUCCCAAACGUGGCCAUUCUGGGGCAGGACCCCAUAACAGAGGCAGCCGUGGAGGAGCUCAGGCGGCUGCUUCUCCUCCUGCUGGGAUGCGCUGUGCAGUGUGAGGAGAAGGAGGCGUUCAUUCAGCAGAUCCAAUCUCUGGACAUUGAGACCCAGGCGGCCAUCGCCAGCUGCAUCCAGCAGGUGACGCAGGAUCCUCGCGCGGUGCUGCCGCUCAGGUGGGAGGAGCUGGCAGAGGUGGAAGGUGCGGACUUUCAGCUGGUGUUCACCUCCAUGACCAAACAGAUCCAAAACCUGCUGGCGCAGAGAGACACACAUCUGGAGAGGAUCGCAGAGCUUUGUCGGGAGCGGGAGGCCCGGCCUGACUCACCCACGUCGCCCCAGGGUGGUCACGGCAAGGAGGCACCCCGAGGUCUGGUACUCCAGCUGGCAGACAGCAAGGCCACCCUGCGCCGCCUUAAACAACAACUGGAAGAUAAAGGUGAUCAGCUAUUGGAUUACAACCUGGAGAUUCAAACCAUGGAGGACCAGCUCAAGAAACUUCACAAAGAGAACCGCUCUCUGCAGGGUGAGGUGAGGGGCAUGCGCGCCCUGCGGGACGAGCUGGACUGCGCCCGGGAGCGCGCUGCGCGCGGCGAGCAGCUCCAGACUGAGCUUCAGAGCUGUAAACACAGACUGCGCAGCCUGGAGCUCACACGCACGCAGCUGAAGGAGCAGCAGCAGCUGUGUGCAGCGCUGCAGGAGACCAAAGUUCUUCUGGAAGAACAACUGGCCGACGCGCGGGCGCGCUGCACCUCGCUCAGGGAGCUGGAGAGGGACAACAUUCUGCUGCGCCAUAGAAUCAUGGACGUGGAAGGGGAGCGGGACAUCGAGAGGCAGCGGGUUGAUGAGCUGCUGGAGAUGAACAUGAGCCUUGAGGCGGACUUUAGGCACAACAACCGCAGCAGCAGCGGCGGCGGCGGUGGCGGCGUUGCUGCUCCGGUCCACGCGGUUCAUGGACGUUUCCUCCAAUCAGAACUGAACUCCGACGAAGAGAUGAUGGACCUGAUUGGUGAGAAGCCGCUGAGCGUGGAGGUGGGCGAGGCUUCGACGCUGAUGCUGCUGGGAGCGGAGCAGGAGAACGCGGAGCUGAGGAGACAACUGGAGGAGCUGCAGGCCCAGCAGGAGGCUGAUUCUCCGGAGGACAAAGAUGAGCUGGCGUGCCUGAAGACGGAGCACGAGAACGCACUGAGAGAGCUUCAAAACGUGAAGAAUGAAACUGCCACUUUGAAGCAGCGCCUUGAACAGCUGUUGACCAAACCGCAACAAAUAGAAGAAAAACGGAAGGUUGAAGGAGAGAAGAAGCCUAACUGCAAGGAGGAGGAGGUGGUGGAAGAUGAGAAAGAGGAGGAGGAGAAGGAAAAGGAGAGAGGAAUCCAGGGCUAUGAAGGCUGCAGGGGAGAGGGGGAGGGAAGGGUGCGGAUGAUGGGGGUGAGAGAGGGUGGAGGAGAGAUCAUUGUAACCCAGAGGGAAGCAGGAGUUGGAGAAGAGAUUGUCCAUGUUGAAGGAGAAAAUGAGGAACGAUGCGAUGAGGAGAUCGAAUCCAAAAGGAGAGGAGAGGCGGAGGGAGGACAAAUAGAGAAGGUGAAAGAAAUACAAUUAAAGAAAGAACAAACUGCUGUAGCAACCAGCUCAGAGAUCCACGACCCCCCCAAAGGCUUAGAAAACAAUACAGAGACCACGUGUGCAGACCAGGCGGUUUGUUCAUUGCCUGGUGCUGAUGUGGAGCUUCUAACAAAGCGGCUCCAGGAGGCCCACGAGGAAGCUGAACAACAGGCGAUGGUGGCCCAGGACCUGCGCUCCAAGCUGGGGGAGCAGAGCAAGAAAACUUGGGGGGCUGAGCAGCGACUGGUGGUCCUGGAGGCUGAGCUGCAGCGUCUAAAGAAAGCUGCUGAGAGUCUGGGAGACGCCCGCAGGCAGAUAGAGGUUCUUCAGUCCGAGGGUCUGGCUUCGGAGGAGGAGCUGUGCCGCCUGCGAAGCCAAGCAGAGCUUCACAGGAUGCAGACCACGGUCAUCGCCACCCUGGAGGGGGAGCGAGCCGCUCUGGAGAGGGACAGGGACGCGCUACGCAGCGCCACGGACGCCCUGCGCACCGCCCACCGCAAGAGUGACCAGCUCGAGCUUUCCUGUCAGACUCUCAGGGCCGAGUUGGAACGACAAGGUCGGAGUUUGGAGACUUCACGUCGUCGGGAAGACGAGCUGGAGGCGGAGCUGCGCGAGGCGGCUGUGGAGGCCGAAUCUCUGGCCCGGGCGCGAGACCAGGCGCUGAUGGAGGUGUCCAGGCUGGAGCAGGAGAAAGAGCUGUGUCAGUCGGCGCACGAAAGCCUACGGAAGGAGGGGAGGCAGAGAGAGAGAGAGGCGGCGAGGCUGAGGCAGCAGCUGGACAGCACAACCCUGGCCCUCGAGCACAGCAACCAGAGAGCUCGGGCCCUGGACGCUGAACAUAGACGGGUGCACCAGCAGCUGUCUGAAUCCAAGGAGCUCUGCACUCGGCUACAGGACCUUGAGAAGGAGUUCAGCACUCGAUUAACCAGCAUGGAGGAGGGUAAACAGCAGCUGCAGGAGCAGUAUGCAGAUGCUCAGGCCAAGAUUAAUUCACUGUCCCAGGACCUUUCAAAUGAGCGGGAAAAGUCCCUGAAACUGUCCACCGAAGUCGAAUGUCUGUGCCAGAAACUACAAAAAGCCGACGCUGAACUAAAGACGACCACCGGUUCUCUCAGCCAAUCACAGGAGAGAAUAGAGUCGCUCUGCCAGAGCCUGAAGAAGAGUGAACCUCUGCACCAGAGAGGAGGGAGUGUGGAGGUGGACGCUUCGAGUUCAUAUUCAGACUCCUCGGACAAAGUACACAUUUCUCAGACGCAAACCCAGAAGACGUCACAUCUGGAUCCGUCCCCCGCAGCUGGCGAAGGUCGGGACCUUUCCUUGACCCGUGAAAACGCAGGAGAGACGGAAAGGCAGCUGAGUGAGCGGGUGGCGGAGCUGGAAGGAGAGAAAGCGCUGGCGCUUGCGGAACGCGAGGCUCUGCUGCCGCGGCUGACUCAGUCCCAGGAGGCGUGCGAGCACCUUAGGGAGCAGCUGGAGGCUCUGCGCCGGCACUCCCUCAGCCUGCAGGACUCCUGCACCCGGCUGCAGACGCUCAACACCCAGCUACAGGUGGAGCAGGCAUCCGUGAGCUCCCAGCAUGCAGCGGUGCUGGCGCGCUGCAGCGAGAGCGAGGCCCGCCGCGCGGCCCUGGAGGCCGAGGCCACGGUGUGGGCGCGGGAGCGCGAGGAGUCGGCGGCCCGGGUGGAGGCUCUGAGGCGGGACCACGAGCGGAUGGCGGCUCUGCAGCAGCGGCAGGAGGCGGAGCUGGAGGAGCUGCUGGACAAACACUCUCAGCUGAGGAGCAACAACCGCGGCCUGGAGGCUCAGCACAGGGAGCUGGAGGCCAGGUACAAGGAGCUCGUUGACCUUAAGUCCCAGCUGAAUGAGAGGGAGCUGGAGAUGAAGAUGGAGAAAAGGGAGAUGGAAGCAGAAGCCCAGAGGAGACUUGAGAGAGAACGAGAGCUGCAGAGGCUGAGAGAGGAGAACGAGAGGCUGCAGGCCCAGCAGAGGGAGGGGUCGGCGUCGCAGGCGGAGCUGCUGGCUCAGGGCUCGGUGCUGAGGGCCGAGCUGAGCAACUCCCAGCUGGAGCGGACGCGCCUGGAGGGGGAACUCAGCGGCCUGAGGGAGACCAACCAGAGCCUGGACCUCAGCAGCGCCCGCCUCACCAGCCAGUACCAGCUGUUGACUCAGCUGAAGGGGAACAUGGAGGAGGAGAACCGACACUUAGCCGAGCAGAACCAGAGCCUGCUGAAGGAGAACCGGGCCUUACUGGAGCAGAGCCUGGAGCGCCGAGACCAGCACUACUCACAGCAGAGGGAAUACCAGGAGAAGCUGAGCGAGCUGCGUCGGGAGAAGCAGAAAUUGGUGGAGAAGAUUAUGGAUCAGUACCGAGUCCUCGAGCCCAGCAUGCAAGCUCCAGCCAGCAAAGCCAAGAAAUCUAACUGGAUUGCGGACAGGAUGAAGAAGCUAAUCAAACCCCGGGGAGUUGGAAGGGAGGGACGCGCCCUCUUCACCGCCUUGGGCAGCGUGGAGAACCUGGCCGACAGCACCGAAUUCACGUCAGACGCGCACGCACCUCAGUCUGACCCCCGCAGUGCUCCCGUCUCCCCCUGUCCCCUGAGAAAAGCUCCCUCCCAGACGGAGCUGGACAUCUCGGCUCCAGGGACGCCGCGCGCCACGCGCUCCGGCUACGCGGGGCGCCGCAAGCUGGGAUCCCGUCACGGCUGGGGGCUCGGCUUGGCGAGAGGAAGCUCUGGAGUGUCCCAGUCCUUCAGUCCCGGUGACCACAAAACAACCCCCCGCCUGCCGCUGCGCUCCAGCCAGGACAACUCUGCCGUCCUCUGGGAGGGACAGAGGCGCGAGACAAAUACCCCCCAGGCCGCCGCCGCACUGCUGAGCAGUCAGGAGAGUGUGGAAGAGGACGAGGUCACAGACGUUCAGCUCUCCAGUGACGACACGGCGGCGGCCUGAGACGGAGCAGCAGCUCUCCUGACAGCACAUCGUGGCGCAGCUUUGAAACGUCCGCCUAUUUUAGACUUGAGAUCCUCCCGGUAUAUUUUUAAUAGUGUAGUUAGUUGUGAACAUUCUUUCUGACUGUAUUUAGAAAAAAUGUCUUGGACAAGUCAAAAAUAAAACAUAAUACACAUAAUAAUACAUCACUGAAAAUUUUUCCUUUACUACAAAUGAGUUGAUCAAUUUUUUUAAAAAAAUUUUUACCGCUCAGGAUCUUUUCCUACCAACCCGACCACAGCUACCGCAGCAUUAUAUUAUAUCCACAUAUAUGUGUAUUUAUUUAUGUUUUUGGCAUGUUUUUUUAACUUUACUCAGGGCCCUGUCCUCUACAUACAGUGUGCGGAGACGCUUACUGAAGACGGCGGGAGUAUUUCAAAAUAAAUAUUGUUUGUAUGUA
This is a messenger RNA of Gasterosteus aculeatus aculeatus (three-spined stickleback), 5617 nucleotides long. It is a transcript of the gene ccdc88b, whose product is annotated as coiled-coil and HOOK domain protein 88B. Gene Ontology annotation, biological process: cytoplasmic microtubule organization; cytoskeleton-dependent intracellular transport. NCBI's taxonomy places the organism in Eukaryota, Metazoa, Chordata, Actinopteri, Perciformes, Gasterosteidae. Gene Ontology annotation, cellular component: cytoplasm; centrosome. The record is from RefSeq and is a predicted model, not a curated record. Gene Ontology annotation, molecular function: dynein light intermediate chain binding; microtubule binding.